Messenger RNA from Lotus japonicus, 3362 nucleotides. Its product is annotated as probable inactive ATP-dependent zinc metalloprotease FTSHI 1, chloroplastic. Gene Ontology annotation, cellular component: chloroplast thylakoid. The coding region runs from base 178 to 2979 and encodes 933 amino acids. Lineage: Eukaryota; Viridiplantae; Streptophyta; Magnoliopsida; Fabales; Fabaceae. Gene Ontology annotation, biological process: proteolysis. The transcript is spliced from 15 exons. The record is from RefSeq and is a predicted model, not a curated record. Gene Ontology annotation, molecular function: ATP hydrolysis activity; ATP-dependent peptidase activity; ATP binding.
CCCGACCCGGGUAGAAAGACGAUGCAAGCUUUAUCGGAUUGGAUGGAAAUGGAUGCAGUUGCAGAUUAGCAUCUUCAAUUCCAUUUUCUACUCUCCCCUGCAUUUGCUUAAACCCUAAUGCCAUAAACCCUCUCUGUGCCAAAUCUUCUUUCAUCCACUUAUGAAUUUUGCACAACAAUGAACAUUCUCUCUUCGCCGCAGUUUCACCACAUCACCAAGUCCUUCCACACCCACCGCCGUGAGCAACCGCAUUCCAAUCGGAACAGAAACUCUCCGGCGCAAGUUCUUCUUCUCCGGAGGCCAUUCACAGUGUUCUGCAAAUCCUCUUCCUCGAGUAGUGACCCCACCUCUGAUGAUUAUGUGAGCCGGGUUUUGGAGGAGAAUCCAAGCCAAGUGCAACCCAAGUUUCUAAUCGGCGAAAAGUUCUAUAAUUUGAAAGAAAAACAGAAUUUGGGUCAAAAAUCAAAUGUGGGUAUUUUUGAUGCGUUGACGAAGCGGUUGAGCUUGAAGAAGAACCAGAGUAAGAGUGAGGAUGAGGUUUCGGCUGAGAGAGAUUCUGUGUACUUGAAGGACUUGCUUAAGGAGUACAAAGGGAAGCUUUAUGUUCCUGAGCAAAUUUUUGGUAGAGAAUUGUCGGAAGAGGAAGAGUUCGAUAGGGACUUGAAAUCGUUACCGAAAAUGAGCAUUGAGGAGUUCAGGAAAGCUAUGAGUAAAGACAAGAUCAAGCUGAUAACUUCAAAGGGGGAUGGAGGUCUUUUUAAUGGCAGUGGUUAUCGGGAUUUUAUCGUCGAGUUGAAGGAUAUCCCUGGUGAUAAAAGCUUGCACACAACCAAAUGGGCUCUUAGAGUGGAUAAUAGUGAAGCUCAAGAAAUUUUGGAGGGCUAUACUGGACUACGAUAUGAGAUAGAGAGAGGACAUACUAUGUCUUGGGUAGGAAAAAUGCCAGAGUACCCUCAUCCAGUUGCAUCUUCCAUUUCUAGCAGAGUGAUGGUUGAGCUUGGGGUGGUGACAGCAUUUGUGGGUUUAGCAGCACUUCUAGUUGGUGGCUUCCUUGCAGCAGCAGUAUUUGCUGCCACAAGUUUUAUAUUUGUGACAACUGUCUAUGUUGCGUGGCCUAUAGUCAAACCAUUCCUCAAGCUUUCUCUUGGAAUUGUUUUAGCGAUUCUGGAGAGGGUUUGGGAUAAUAUUGUUGAUAUUUUCAGUGAUGGUGGCAUUUUCUCCAAGCUUUAUGAGUUUUACACUUUUGGUGGUGUGUCAUCCAGCAUUGAGGCAUUGAAACCUAUUAUGCUUGUAGUUUUAACUAUGGUCCUUCUUGUUCGCUUCACUCUUUCGAGAAGACCUAAAAACUUCAGGAAGUGGGAUCUUUGGCAGGGAAUAGACUUCUCACGAUCCAAAGCUGAAGCUCGAGUUGAUGGUUCAACUGGAGUUAUGUUUUCUGAUGUGGCUGGAAUCGACCAGGCAGUUGAGGAACUUCAAGAGUUGGUGAAGUACCUAAAAAAUCCCGAGCUAUUUGAUAAAAUGGGGAUCAAACCUCCGCAUGGUGUUCUUUUGGAGGGCCCUCCUGGAUGUGGCAAGACCUUGGUAGCCAAGGCUAUAGCUGGUGAAGCUGGUGUUCCAUUUUACCAAAUGGCUGGAUCAGAAUUUGUGGAAGUUUUAGUUGGAGUUGGUUCUGCACGUAUUAGAGAUCUAUUUAAAAGAGCCAAGGUGAACAGACCAUCAGUUAUAUUCAUAGAUGAAAUUGAUGCAUUGGCAACGAGGCGUCAAGGUAUUUUCAAGGAGUCCACAGAUGACCUGUAUAACGCAGCCACCCAGGAAAGAGAAACUACAUUGAAUCAAUUGUUGAUAGAGCUUGAUGGUUUUGAUACUGGAAAGGGUGUUAUAUUUCUAGCUGCCACAAAUCGUAGGGAUUUGUUGGAUCCUGCACUUCUUCGUCCAGGUCGUUUUGAUCGAAAGAUCAGGAUUCUCCCUCCAAAUGCUAAAGGAAGACUUGAUAUUUUGAAAAUUCAUGCUGGCACAGUAAAAAUGUCAGACUCUGUUGAUUUAUCCAGCUAUGCACAGAACCUACCUGGAUGGAGUGGAGCAAGAUUGGCACAAUUGGUCCAAGAGGCUGCGCUUGUGGCUGUCAGAAAACAACAUAACUCAAUUCUUCAGUCAGAUAUGGAUGACGCAGUUGACAGACUUACCGUAGGACCUAAACGUAUUGGAACAGAAUUAGGUUAUCAGGGACAGUGUCGUAGAGCUACUACUGAAGUGGGGGUUGCAUUAACUUCUCAUCUGCUCCAGCGAUAUGAGAAUGCAAUAGUUGAAUGCUGUGAUCGCAUCUCAAUCGUACCUCGUGGUCAGACAUUGUCUCAAUUGGUAUUCCAUCGACUUGAUGAUGAAUCAUAUAUGUUCGAACGUCGGCCUCAGUUGCUGCAUCGCCUUCAGGUUCUGCUCGGAGGUAGAGCUGCUGAGGAAGUUAUCUAUGGACGUGACACAUCAAAAGCCUCAGUUGACUACCUUGCAGAUGCAUCCUGGCUUGCUCGCAAAAUAUUAACCAUAUGGAAUUUGGAGAAUCCGAUGGUCAUACAUGGAGAACCACCACCUUGGAGGAAGUCGGUUAAAUUUGUGGGACCAAGGCUGGAUUUCGAAGGAUCUCUUUAUGAUGACUACAACUUGAUUGAGCCACCAUUAAAUUUUAAGCUAGAUGAUCAAGUUGCACAAAGAACUGAAGAGUUGAUUUGCGACAUGUAUGGAAAGACGGUGUCUCUCCUUAGGAGGCACCAUGCAGCUUUGCUCAAAGCUGUAAAGGUUCUUCUCAAUCAGAAGGAAAUCAGUGGUGAAGAACUAGAGUUCAUUUUGAACAAAUACCCUCCGCAAACACCUUUGCAUCUUUUGGAGGAGGAAGAAGAUCCUGGCAAUCUUCUUUUUAGCGAAGAACAAGAGCGCGAUUUGGUGUAUGCAUUAGAAACUCACUCAAAGGAAGAAGAAACCAUAUGAGUUCUUUCUCAGUCCUUCUUUGAAACCAAGUAUUUGUUACUGGAUUCCUGGCCAGUCAGUGUUUCAGAUUUGGAAAUUGCACUUGGGACAGACUCCUCAGAGGACAUGUCUGCACGAAGGGCUACAUUCGAAGCUUCUAUUUUCAGAUAGAUAUAUGUAUUUUAUUAGAGCUAGAAAUUUUGUUCAUGCAAUUUGUAUUGAGUGUGUUGUUUAGUAACAUGUUUAUCGGCAUAGGAGUGCUUUAUUUUAAGCAAAUUAGCAUAGUUUACCAUAUGCUUUCAAGGUGUGUUUGCUUAGAGGAGUGUCUGUGUGGAGGUAAGUGAAGGAUUAAAUUUUCAUUUUUAAAUUUAAAAAUAGCCAGGGCCAAAUUGUUUUUCAAAUAA